GAGGCUUCGUGUUGUCACAAAGCGUAAAAAUUAUGCAUCACAGAUCAUAUUUAUGUCACAAAGCUUCAUUUAAAUUGAAUUUGGAUAUAACAUGUUUGUUACGAGGCAAAAGAUAGCGAAAGGAUUACAAGACUUGAUUUGAGUGAUUUUCGGCCUGGAUUAUGUACGAUCCUCGUUUUACUGGCUUUACUUGGAGAAAUUCUUCGCCAUAUAUACCGCGUUAUGGUGGAGCACAAUAUUUUAACAAAAAUGAACCUUUCAUUUAUGGAUCAAAUCUUACAGCUUAUUGCCAACCGAAUUCAUUCGCGUUUAACGAUAAUCAUCUGCUUAACCAUCAAAUAAGACCUAGUCAUUCACCAUUUUUACUUGAAAAAAUGCCGGCGUCUUAUCGUUAUGGUUAUAACAUUAUUCCACGCUCAACAUCUGCGAUGAGAAAUACAGUCACUACGAACUACCAGUCGAAAAAAUUAUCACGUGCAAGUUCAACUGGCGCGGUGUGGAAAGAACGUCCGGCUUAUAGAUUGCGGUUACCCCAGCAUUUCAGGCCGACAGUGUCGCAAGAAAUAAACAAAUUUGCUACACCAUUGCCUCAAAAAUCAACGCAAAACGAAUCAUUUCCACAACUUGUAAAAUUUGGAACAAUUUCUCAAGGCAAGAUUGAGCCACAGAUAUCGUAUUCAACGCAGAAGAUAUCCUCUCUUCGACAUACAACACCGUCAAGGAAAACAUCAAGGACAUCCGUUUUCGUGUCUGAGGGAAAAACUUUUAAAAUAAGUUCUAACGACAAACUGCAAGCACAAACAGAUUGCAAAUUUUUGGUACACGGCAACGAAUGUUGUGAAAAGCCUCUUGAAAAGACAGAAGCGUCAAAAACAAUUUCAAAACAUCUCAAAACAAGUGAAUCACAUCAUUUGAGCGAUGGAAUAAUUAAAUGUGAGGUAAACUCCAGCUUAAAUACAAGAAAUCCUGAAAUGCCCGAAUGUUGUACUCUUCAAACUGGACUUAACGAAUCAAAUACAUCAAAACUGUCCUCCAAAGAGAUUAUUGCUGCAAAUACAACAUCGCAUGGAGAUAAUGUUGCAGUACAUUGCUCAGGAUCAAAAACAACAUUGGAGAAGUGUCUUCGAUAUAAAGAAACCGGUUUGCAGGUCAAUAUUUCACAAUUUCCUGCAAAAAUGUUCGCCCAUCGCGGCAAAGAGGAAAAGCAGCUGAGCUCUUUACAGUAUCCAAAACGGAGUUCGCCUUUCUUGAGGAAACCCGGAUCCCUUCAAGAAUAUUCGCCUGACUUGAAGGUGAGUGGUCUUAAACCUGAUGAAAAUGGGCUUUUUUACAGUGCAAAUCCUCAAGAUUUAUCGAGAGAGAAUACAGACACUUCAAUGAUUGAAAGCGAGAAAGAAAAAUUAACUUGCAAAAUGAAUAAUUGGGAUUGGGGAAAAAACGAAUUGGAAAAAUUGAAACGUGUGAAUGGAAAUAAGUCAGUGAAUGAAAAUAUGAGAGUUACAAAAGAAUUGAUUCAAAAUGAUGUAAAUCGAGAGACCAACGAUAAAAAUAUUUCAAAUAAGUACGACUUUUCAAGUGGAAGUUGUGCGGAACGUUCAAAUGACUUAAAACACAUUCAUCACUAUGGAGCAUUGACGUGUCAAGAAUUAUCUUUGGAAAUUGAUGACUUCGAUUUUGAAAAUGAAGUUAAUGAUGAUUACGAUAAAUUUGUUACGGAUCUUGAAAAGUCUGGGGAACAUAUUGAUGCAGAUAAACUGUUGGUUAGUUUAGGCAACAGAAAGGUGAGGAUAAAUAGUUUAUUGGAAGAACAAAAACGACUAAUGGAAAGUCUAGAAUUUAAAAUUCGUUAGUUGUAAUAACUACAGAGGAAUAAAUAAAUGAACAGGUCAAAUAUUACUUUUUUUUGAAAAACGACGCCGAUUCAUGAUUAUAAACUGUUAAUUUAAGUUUUUAGCUCGUUAAUUUUUUUUAACGAUGGCAAAUGUAAGAAAGAAAGAAAUUGUGUUUUUACUGAUUUUGUUGCUUUUGUGGACGAGCAUAAAUAUUGUAAUUCAGUGGUUAAUGUGGUAAUUAUAUUGUUCUGGAUCAUUUCGAAA
Messenger RNA from Xenia sp. Carnegie-2017, 2096 nucleotides. RefSeq lists its product as uncharacterized. NCBI's taxonomy places the organism in Eukaryota, Metazoa, Cnidaria, Anthozoa, Malacalcyonacea, Xeniidae. The coding region runs from base 162 to 1850 and encodes 562 amino acids. The transcript has 5 exons. The record is from RefSeq and is a predicted model, not a curated record.